AUGGCAAAGGAGUUCGUCUCUAAGCCAUCUUCUUCUUCUUCCGGCAGUUUCGACCUCAGGAGGUCGCUGAGGACUGCCAGGGCUCGUCCUUGGUUGGUCAACAGCGUCCUUCGUGGAAGGUCAACGGCCGCUGGUGUCAAGGAUAUUGAGGUCGCCCCCUCAUUGUCUGCGACCACCACUGUGACAAUUGUCUCGGACUCUCCGCCAACCGCUACUGUCGGGUGUGAACCAGAGAAGCAAUCGUCAGACAACACGACCGCCGAGGCAAAGGCUGCGACUUCUGUCAAAGCCCAAGCCAACGCAAAGGCCAUGGGAUCUAAGAUUCCCGUACCGGUUACACCGGUCCUUCAUAGCCCGUUGUCUCGGCUUUGUGGAUCUAUCUCACUUGACAAGGAAGGCGAUCUGGGAAAGGACAAGCCAACCGCUACGCCUCCUACCGUCACAAAGGAGGCAGCCUCGGCGUCGCGGAUCCCGGUUCGCAUCAAGGUUUUGCCUUCUGAGCCCCGGCCUGCUCUAGAGCAGGAACGACCUAGCAAGCCCCUUGUUGCUCAUGCCAAGAUCGCCGUCGACAAAGAGGCCGGCAAUUUCAAAAAGAGAGGGACUGUGGGUGGUGGCUUCCACCCCCUUGUUCGACGACCAGAAGCGAUGUCGAUCCAGAAUUGCAUCAACCCGGAGCCAAUCAGGAGCCAUCGAGCUGACCUCCUGGUCAAAUCGAUCCUGAAGCACCGUCUUGAUCUCUCUGAGGAGACAGAGCGGACUGCACCGACUUCUGCCGGCCAUGGAGUGACAUCCGCUGCCCCGGAUCAGAAGAAGACUGUGACAUUUGCCCCGACGUUGAGAAUCACGCCGGCCCGUUGUUGGCCAAAGCACAUCGUCCCUGAGUGGCGUUGUCGUGAGUGUGAUAGCUGUGGGCAUUUGUCGUGGUGUCGCGAACUUGUGGGUGCGAAGCUAGGGCUGCAGGCUACUGAAGUCUGGCUGAAGGAUCAGCAGAUCCGAGGUCAUGACUACUUGAAGCAUUCAGGAGGCUUUCUCAGCAAGCAAGGUUCUCAUCCUCCCACGGAACUAUGGAGUUUUUGA
Molecule: messenger RNA, 1077 nt
Organism: Cladophialophora psammophila CBS 110553
Lineage: Eukaryota; Fungi; Ascomycota; Eurotiomycetes; Chaetothyriales; Herpotrichiellaceae
Exons: 1
Coding region: 1-1077 (358 amino acids)
Source: RefSeq, a predicted model, not a curated record